AUGUCUGCCCCUAACUAUUCUACUGUCAAUUAUGACAUGUUUGUGCUGAUUGGUAUCCCUGGCCUGAAGGAGCUGCACUUAUGGAUCUCCAUCCCUUUCUUCCUGAUGUACCUGGUGGCUGUGUCGGGCAAUGGCAUCCUCAUCUGUGUGGUGGCAGUGGAGCGCAGCCUUCAUGAACCCAUGUACCUCUUCCUGUCCAUGCUGGCAUUUUGGGACCUUAUUCUAUCCACAUCCACAGUACCUAAAGCCCUCAGCAUCUUCUGGUUUGAUGAUGUGGACAUCUCUUUUGGUGGCUGUGUCACCCAGCUCUUCUUUAUGCAUUUUGCCUUUGUGGUCGAAUCAGGCAUCCUGUUAGCCAUGGCCUUUGACCGUUUUGUCGCCAUCUGCUACCCCCUGAGGUAUACCACCAUUCUUAGCCACAGUGUCAUUGGCAAAAUAGGAGGUAUUGUGGUUUUCAGGAGUUUUGCAACUGUCUUCCCCAUUGUCUUCCUUGUGAAGCGUCUGCCCUUCUGCAGGACAAAUAUCAUCACCCACACAUUCUGUGAACAUAUGGGGCUGGCAAAGCUGGCCUGUGCUGAUAUCACCAUCAACAUUUGGUAUGGAAUCUCUGUGCCACUACUCAGUGUUAUGCUAGAUAUGGUGACAAUAGUCAUCUCUUAUGGGCUCAUUCUCCGGGCAGUCUUCAAACUGCCAUCACACGAUGCUCGGAUGAAAGCCCUCAGCACCUGUGGGUCCCAUGUCUGUGUCAUCCUCAUGUUCUACCUUCCAGGGAUUUUCACAGUCAUUGCUCAGCGCUUUGGUAGAAAAAUCCCCAAGCAUGUCCACAUUUUGCUUGCUAAUCUCUAUGUUCUUGUUCCCCCCAUGAUGAAUCCAAUUAUUUAUGGAGUAAAAACCAAACAGAUUCGUGAAAGAGUGGCCCUUGUGUUUUCUCCAAAAGGAAAGUGUUGCUGA
Messenger RNA from Elephantulus edwardii (Cape elephant shrew), 951 nucleotides. Its product is annotated as olfactory receptor 52B2-like. The transcript has a single exon. Lineage: Eukaryota; Metazoa; Chordata; Mammalia; Macroscelidea; Macroscelididae. Gene Ontology annotation, biological process: G protein-coupled receptor signaling pathway. Gene Ontology annotation, cellular component: membrane. The record is from RefSeq and is a predicted model, not a curated record. Gene Ontology annotation, molecular function: olfactory receptor activity; G protein-coupled receptor activity. The coding region runs from base 1 to 951 and encodes 316 amino acids.